Molecule: messenger RNA, 2905 nt
Organism: Mercenaria mercenaria
Lineage: Eukaryota; Metazoa; Mollusca; Bivalvia; Venerida; Veneridae
Product: C-factor-like
Exons: 5
Coding region: 145-936 (263 amino acids)
Source: RefSeq, a predicted model, not a curated record
GUAGACAUCUAGACAGGGUAAACCUUAAUCGUGUACAGUACAUACAUAUGUUUAAAUCACCAGAAUAUUCGUAAUUUUGGAUAUUAUUUAAUAAUUUUGGCAUAAAUCAAUGAAGAAUUGAAUCCCCUUUCAAUACAUAAAAAUAUGGUUUCUACAGCAGCGUUAAUUCAGGGAGCUAGCAGAGGACUUGGUCUUCAGUUUUGUAAAACUUUGUUGUCACGGCAACCAGCACUCAGUAUCAUAGCAACAUGUAGGACACCAGGUCAGGCACAGGAACUACAGGAUCUGAAAUCAGAGCCUUUACUAGCUGGGAGAUUACAUAUAUUGGGAGUUGAUGUGAAAAAUGAGGCUCAGAUACAGGAAGCAGCAGAGUAUGCAGAGAAACAUUUUGGACAGCUUGACCUGUUGGUGAACUGUGCUGGAAUUUUACAUCCAAGUGGCCGCGGUGAAACAAGCCUGAAAGAUUUAAAUUUGCAGGGGUUACAAGAGACAUGUACUACAAAUGCAUUUGGUCCAUUGUUGAUGGGUAAACAUUUUGGAAAGUUGUUAACAAAGGGAGGUGGCAGUGUUGGUGUGAAGUCAACUGAUGCUAAACAACAGCAUGCUGGUGUGUUAGUGAAUAUAUCUGCAAAAGUAGGGUCCACUACAGACAAUGCGCUUGGUGGUUGGUACAGUUACAGAAUGUCAAAAUGUGCUUUGAACAUGGCAACUAAGAAUCUCAGUAUUGAACUAGGACGUGGUAAAAAUAAAGUGAUAUGUGUUUCGCUUCAUCCAGGAACUGUGGAUACGGCACUCUCACGACCAUAUCAUAAGAAUGUGAAGAACCUGUUUUCUGUGGAACAAAGCGUUUCUAAACUGUUAACAGUUAUAGACAGUUUAACUGUAGAAGAUAGUGGGAAAUUUUUCACAUAUGAUAAAGAGUUGUUACCAUUUUGAGUCUUUCUGUAGUAAUCAUUUAAGUUUGUUUUGAUAAUAGUGUGUUGCUACAUUAAAAAGGUCCAUCUGCAUAACAUUUAGGUUCAGAAAUGACACCUAAAUCUGUGAUUUGUUUAUACUUAGCCCAUAGUUAGAUUUCAAAUAAAAAUUAAUGUUAAAUUUACAGAUCAUGAUUGCAGUUUUUCAGCUACAGUCUUAAAGAUAGUUCUUUUAACUUCUAAAAGGUCUCUAAAUUUUUGGUGGUUAAAUACAUUACAUUGUAUAAUAAGAAGUUACAAAAACAUAAAAUUUUAAGGAUUCCAGUAUACAUUUUGUAGUCCUAAUUUGAAUCUCAGACUUUAAAUUGUGGUGGAAUUUGGUCCCCAGAUUUCUUUUUUUUUCUAGUUUGUCCUUUUCUUAGAAAUAAACUCUAAAUACCAAAUAAAUUUUGAUGAUUUUCAAAUGCAGAAAAGGUAAUAUUUUGAGAAUUUGUCAGGAUUGUAAAAAUUGAUGCAGAUUACCUAUUUGUUGUACAAUUCACAUACUUAUGAGCUUUAUGUAUUUUGAUAUUCAGUCAAUCAGGGAUUUAAUUUAUCAGGUUCCCCUUCAAGAAGAGAGGGAUUAUUUUUUUAGCUCAUGUCGGUAGGUCAGAUUUUUUGUAAACUAUUUGGUUUUUGAUUGAUGAUUGCAAAACAAUUUGUCCUACAGCCAUAAUACUUCAUACACAAUAUGCAUGAUGAUAACUUGUGGUCGCCAAUGAGCCCUAAUGUUUUAGGGGUCAGUAAGUCAGAAGUCAAGGUCAUAGUGACCUCUAGAUUGAAACAGUUUCAGGUCAAUAACAGGAAAUUGUUCGAGUCUUUGGCCCUCAAACUUUACAGUAUACGUUCCUUUGUUCUUGAGAUGACCCCAAUUGUAUUAUGGAAGAGUAGGCCAAAGGUGAAGAUCGCAAUGGUCUUUCGUCUUAAAGAUGAUUAUGAUCACUUGUCAGGAGCGAAACUUCAGGACGAUAUCCCCUGUUUUGUAGAUGACCCUAGUUGUUGAUAGGCUCAUUUAGUAUUUCGUGGACUUGAACCUGAAAAUUUUACUCCAUGUUACACCUGAUGGACCAUCAUAUUGGGCACAUAUGUUAAACAAGUUUUAUGUAUACUGUUCUUAUAUAAAGGUCAUAGCAUAACUGUCAUUUACUGUGAUUUUAUAAUGCCCACUUUCAAGAAAAGGGGGCACAAUUAAUGUUUUGCUCAUUGUCUAUUUGUUUGUCCAUCCACCAUUAGCUCAAUAGACACUUUUGUUUCUGGUAAACAAAUAGCGAAAUACACAGGCUUUCACUGGUAAAACUUCAAAGGGUGCAUGCCUGUGGUUAGUAGAUUAGCGUUAUAGGUUUUGGAGAUCAAUGGGUCAUCAGUUGUGGUUACAUUAACUUUGAGACUGAAAACUGUUUCUGGUUGAUAACAAAAGAACUUUUUGGCUAACAGUGAUCAAAAUUUAUAGCGUGAUUGCCUUUGGAUUAUUGCCUGCGGUCAGCAGAUUGCCCCUUUUUGGGUCAAAGGACAAGGUCACAGUGACUUUGGAACUGACAACAGUUUUAAAAAAUAUCUUGACACUUCUGGGCCUACUGCCAUCAUUUUCAAAGGAGGAUUGCCUGUGGACAGGAGUUGAUCCCUAUUAUUUAUUUUUUGGUGCGGGUUGGGAUGGGUCUGAAUCUCAAGGUCAAGGUCAUUGAAAAUAGUUUCUGGUCAGUUAUUGGAGAAUGCUUUAGCCUAUAGUCUUCAAAUUCCAUAUGUUUGUUGAUGAUGCCUGUUGUUUCUUAGAUCACUGCAUAUAAAAUUACACACCAAGUUACCAUCGACAGGCCAUCAUAGGGGGCAUAUGUGUUUUACAAACAGCUUCUUUUUCUUCUAUGUUCAGUGUGUGUGUGUUUAUUACAUAAAAUAUGGAAGAUUUGUUACUUAUGGCUUCACUUUUUUCCAUGUGGAUAAAACUUAUUCCUCUA